GCAGUGAGCGUAAAACCACAGCCCGGGCAGCAGCAGACGAGCCGAGGAGCGGCGGGGUGACACAGUGUGGCUUGAGAGAGUGCUAGGGGGAGUAAUGAACUUCAACGAGCCACUCAAACACCGGCCCAAGUCAAGGGUGGAGCUCCAUGUUCACCUUGACGGGGCUAUCCGCCAUGAGACCAUCUGGGAGGUGAUGAGGCAGAAGGGCCUCUCGCUGCCCGGGAAUGGCUCGCUGACAGACCUGAAGGAGGCCCUACAGGUGCAUGAACCCAAGGAUCUGGCACACUUCCUCCAUGCCUUCAGUAUAUUCAUGCCGGCCAUGAUAGGAGACUUGGAAGUGCUGGAGAGGAUAUCCUACGAGUUUGUGGAGGAUCAAGCGAGAGAGAGUGUGGCGUACUGCGAGGCAAGGUUCUCACCCCACCUCCUGCUGCCCAGCCACCAGCCCGCAGCGUCGCACCCCAACAGUUCCAUCAAUGGCCAGAAAGAUGUUCAACUAGAGGACAUCCUUGAGGCAGUGUUGAGGGGACUGACCCGUGGCGAGCAGCAGUUUGGCACCAAAGUGAGAGUGAUUCUUUGCUGCAUCCGAGGUCACACAGACUGGUCGUGGGAGGUGCUGCGGCUGUGUGAGGAGUACAGGGACCGAGGCGUUGUGGGCAUUGACAUGGCCGGGGACGAGGGUUCAAAUAACGAAGAGAAGGUAUUAGAAAAGGACAGCGAGGACGUGGCUGUUUUUGAGGCGGCCAAGGAGAAGGGAAUCCACCGAACCAUCCACUCGGGGGAGGCGGGGCCGGCAAAGUGUGUCAAGAUGGCAGUGGAGCUGUUUGGAGCAGAGAGGGUAGGACACGGGUAUCAUGUGCUGGAGGACGAGGAAGUGUACAAGAUGUGUCUCCAGGAAAACAUUCACUUUGAGGUGUGCCCACACUCCUCCUACCUCACAGGGGCCAUCCAGUCCCUCAGUUGUUCUUCCAAGAGGCACCCUGUACUAAGAUUUGCUGAGGAUGAGGCAAGCUUCAGCAUCAGCUCAGAUGACCCAACGGUGACGGGCACACGACUCAGCGAUGAAUACAAGUUACUCGUCAGCUGGGGACUCACGGAGGCUCAUCUGACACGUGCUAACUUCCAGGCUGCCCUCCACUCCUUCUUACCACCUGCUGAGAAAAAACAGCUCAUAGACCAACUGCAAGAGGCUUAUGGAUUCAUACACUACUCUCCCCCUGCCACCUCCUCCUCCUCAACCUCUCCCUCAGGCACCCGCACCUCCACCCCUCCACCCAAACCUAGUGUCACCUUUGGCACUUGGGCUGAGAGGUCAUAAUCUGUAUGAAGGGGUUUGUGUGUGCGUGCUUGUGUGCGUGUGUAUGCAUGGGUGUGAAUGUGGGUGUGGGUGUGGGUGUGGAUGUGAACAUAUGCAUGGGUGAGUGUGGGUGUGCGCUUGUUUGAGGUUAAGGGCAGGACCAGAAUAAAGAGUGAUGUCAAAAAUUCAGGUGACCAACCCUCAGUAAGAUCAUAAUCACUCUUAAUGUUACACACUCAAGUUUGGAAACACAGUAAAGUCACCCAAAUGUAAAAGGUGGCCUAAUGUUAAGGGCAAAGAUGGGAUACUUAUCAUACCCCACACUGCUUCUUUUUCCAAUCACAUGACUGAACCGCUGAGGCUUUGGACAAUUAGGUCUGGGGAUCAACAUGACCCCACCAAAUUGUAAACUAUGAUUGGCACAUGUCUGUAUUCUAACUUGAUGGUAAAUGUACAAUCAGUAAAAAAGUAUCGAAUACCCAUGGGUUGAUUGAAUAGAAUUUGAGCAAAAUGUUGGUUAGGUGGGUACCAGUGGGUGGAGUCUAUUUACUGGUGCUCACCUAACCAACACAACAACAUGUCUAUAGCUUUCACGCAAAUUCUACUCAGUUGACGCAUGGGUGUUCGAUACUUACUUACUGAUUCUACUCUUGUGUGACUGUUGUCCUGGAACUAUAAAAAAUUCAAGUUAAUCUAUCAUAACAAUUAUAAUAAUAAUAUAAUUAAUAUUAUAAAUAAUAGUAAUAAUAAUAAUAAUAAUAAUAAUAAUAAUAAUAAUAAUAAUAAUAAUAAUAAUAAUAAUGUGUGUGUAUCUAAACAAAUUUGCCUCACUCUUAAUGCUACAAGCAGUAUGAAUUAAUCAAGUAUAACAUCUACAUACCAUUCAUCAUAGCAUUCAUGAUACCGAGGCUUAUAAUAAAAAAAUAAAAAACGAUCAGUCUUGCAAAAAAAACUACUCUGAAGCAUAAUACUGAACCAGCAGAGCCUUCAGUACCUUUUAUUUAGCUAAUGAUAAUAGGAGUUAGAAAUGCAAUACAAUAUAGAGAUAUCAAAGGUAUUUGUAAAAAAAUUAGUCUAUGUAGUUUGCAUCAGUGCUACAUUCUUCAUAGUUAGAGUUUCCAUCAUUGUUAAGUCUAUAUUAUCCUUAGUAAGGCCAUGUGUACUGGGCUCAAUUUUGAGGAAGUGACAUUUAUUUUGAGAAGAAACAAGUGAAACAAGUUGUACUCUUAGGCUUUUUUAUAUUUUAUCAGAUGAACCCUGAGGGUUGUGGGUUCUAAUGUGACAGGCAAAGGUAACACCAUUCUUAACUUGGUGGCUAAAUGGACUUUCACAACUAAAACAUUAAAUACAGGGUCUGAUUAUCCACAAAUUAUUACUGUUAAGUGCCAUGAUGUGUGUUGUAAGAGUGAUCCCACAUACCAUUUUUAAAGCUGUGCAAAUCUGAGCAAAUAAUACAUAUGAACAGUAACUUGCAGGUCAAAGAAUUAUCCUCUGAAAUUAUUUCUGACAGUAGUGGUGAGGGGGCUUAGAGUUAAGAAAGUCUCCCACUGGAGGACAUUCUAAGCCAAGUUUUGGUGACAAUGUAUCCAGUCCUUUGACAUGGAGGAGUCGGAAAAGCAGUACUGCUCAUUUACCUCUCUAAAAGGGCUGUUCUAAUGAUAUAUUGCAAUAUUUUGCCUCACAGCUCUCUAAGAGAAACAAAUGAGGUAUUGUAUAAACUGCAUCCCUCUACUUAUCUGCAUUUAGGAGGAAUAAAAAAAUAGUGGGAAAGAUUUCGCCCACUAAGCUGGGCAUCACUUCCUCCUCUGACUCAAAAAUGUUUUCCUGCAUGCUGUCUAUGUGGGAAACAUGUUUAUUAUUAUGGUUAUGAUAAUGUGUAAGCAUGGACGAAUUUUAAGCAGAUUUUAGGAAUGAUCAUACUGAAGAACUGUGUUGUGAUAGUAAUCUACAGCAUAUAGCUCGAAACUAUUACAUUUACUAUGUUCUCCACUUACACAAUUUUCUCAAGUUGUUAUUCAUUGUUAAUUCUCAUGUGUAUAAUAGAUUUGUUGAUCCUAUAUCCUGUAGAAGUUUACCUAGAACAAAUGUUGUAGUAAUGUUUUUCAAUGAUAAUGAAGUACUGUAAUAAAGGUGCUGUUUUGUAA
Eriocheir sinensis (Chinese mitten crab) is the source of this 3438-nucleotide messenger RNA. RefSeq names its product adenosine deaminase-like. NCBI's taxonomy places the organism in Eukaryota, Metazoa, Arthropoda, Malacostraca, Decapoda, Varunidae. The coding region runs from base 95 to 1315 and encodes 406 amino acids. Gene Ontology annotation, cellular component: cytosol; external side of plasma membrane. The record is from RefSeq and is a predicted model, not a curated record. Gene Ontology annotation, molecular function: adenosine deaminase activity. The transcript is spliced from 10 exons. Gene Ontology annotation, biological process: inosine biosynthetic process; negative regulation of adenosine receptor signaling pathway; purine ribonucleoside monophosphate biosynthetic process.